This is a messenger RNA of Candida dubliniensis CD36, 840 nucleotides long. RefSeq lists its product as uncharacterized. The record is from RefSeq and is a predicted model, not a curated record. NCBI's taxonomy places the organism in Eukaryota, Fungi, Ascomycota, Pichiomycetes, Serinales, Debaryomycetaceae. Bases 1 to 840 code for a protein of 279 amino acids. The transcript has a single exon.
AUGUACUUUCUUUCAUUUGUCAUUUCAUCAUUGGUAGCUUCAGUCGUUGGCAAUCCAAUAAAAAAGUGCACUUUUCCCCGAAACGAAGAUAUCACUAGUGUUGGGGUUAAUGGGUGGGCAAUGAGUCCAGAUGAGCCAUGCACACCAGGAAAAUUUUGUCCCUUUGCCUGUCCUCCAGGAAAGUUAAUGAACCAAUGGGACCCUGAAGCUGUAUCAUAUACCUUUCCCAAAUCCAUGAAUGGAGGGUUGUAUUGUAAUGAAGACGGUACCACUUCAAAACCGUUUAUUGGAAGAUCCUUGUGUAUCGAUGGUGUGGGUACGGUGUCGGUUGUUAACAAAGCCAGCGACGUUGUUGCCUUUUGUCAAACAGUUUUGCCAGGAAAUGAGGCAAUGUUAAUCCCUACAGAAAUUGGAGACGGUAAUGAACAAGUGCUUGCUGUACCCGGUCCUGGAUAUUGGGCAGGAACAGCAGCUCACUAUUAUGUUAAUACACCCGGCGUUUCCACUAAAGAUGCAUGUGUAUGGGGCACCUCAGAAAAAGCUAUUGGAAACUGGUCUCCGUACGUUGCUGGUAUGAACCAAGAUAGUAAUGGGAAUACAUUUGUAACGAUUGGCUACAAUCCCAAGUAUAUUGAUGAUUUUUCAGGGAAAAUACCUGACUUUGGAAUUAGAAUUGUUUGUGACAAUCCAGACGAGUGCAAUGGUUUAGAUUGUGAGAUUGAUCCAAGACAAGGAUUUAACAAGGCAACAGGUCCAUCAUCUGGAAACUCCCUUGGUGCUGAUUAUUGUAUUGUUACAGCCAAGAAUCAUGCACAGGCAAGGAUUGAAAUUUUCCAAUGA